Styela clava is the source of this 1356-nucleotide messenger RNA. Its product is annotated as gamma-soluble NSF attachment protein-like. Lineage: Eukaryota; Metazoa; Chordata; Ascidiacea; Stolidobranchia; Styelidae. Gene Ontology annotation, biological process: intracellular protein transport. Gene Ontology annotation, cellular component: SNARE complex; vacuolar membrane. The record is from RefSeq and is a predicted model, not a curated record. Gene Ontology annotation, molecular function: soluble NSF attachment protein activity; syntaxin binding.
GAAUUGGUUGUCUGUCUGUAGUGCGAUAGCGCAGUUUAGGAAGAUUAUUUUGAUAGAUUUUUCCAGAAUUAAGUUCCUAGAAAGCUAAAUAAUGACUGAUAGAGCGGCGAAAAAGCUCCAAGAAGGUUUGCAGCAUAUGGAAGAAGCAGAAAAACAUUUAAAAACGGGAUUUUUCAAGUGGAGACCUGAUUAUGACAGCGCAGCAGCUUCGUUUCAGAAUGCUGGGCUUGCCUUCAAGCUUGCUAAGCAAUAUGAGAAAGCAUACGCUGCAUAUGAAAGAUUAGCCGAUGCUCAUUACAAGCUUGGAGCGAGAUUCCAUGCCGCAAAAGCAUACGAGGAAGCUGGGAAUGCUUGCAGAGAACUGAAUGACUAUAAUAAAGCUUUAGCAUACUACGACAGAGCAUCAGACAUAUACAUGGAGAAUGGAACUCCUGACACCGCAGUUCUGUGCUUAGAACGAGCAGGAAAGAUGACGGAAAUGGUUAAUGCGGAAUGGUCCAUCAGUUUAUAUAUGAAGGCGGCUGAAAUCUGUCAGAAUGAAGAUGAUUCAAGAUUCAGACAAGCGGCUGAGUUGGUUGGAAAAGCGUCUCGAUUACAGCUUCAAAAUAAUAAAUUAUCUGAUGCGAUCAACACUAUCGGACAUGAAUGUCAGUUGUAUUCCCAGUCAGAUGGGGGAGGGGAAUCAAUACCAAGAUUAACUUGUGGAUUGGUGCUCGUACAUCUACACAUCGGAGAUCCGGUGUCAGCAGAGCAGGCGAUUCAUUCCGCUUGUGAUUAUGCCGAUAUAUUUGAUGGCUCUGAAGAGCAGGACGCUCUAAUGCGAUUGGUCGAGGCGUUCAAUGAAGAAGAUCAAGAAAAAGUGGACUUAGUUAUCAACACACCAAUGUUCAAAUUUAUGGACAAUGUGUACGCAAAAUUAGCCCGCUCAUUGCGCGUCCCGGGCUACUCUUCAUCAAAACAGCCCCGCCAAUCUGCCCCAGGAAUUAUAAAAGCCACCAACAAUGACCCCUCGACCCAGGAAGUUAGAGUAACAAACCAGGAAGCAGCUGUGAAAGACAUUUCUAAUAAAAUGAAUGCACUAAUGAACUCUGCACCCAAUAUUGGCGGAACUGGACAAAACAUGGAGGCCUCGAGUACUCAACAUAAGUUUAUAGGAGAUGAGGACGAUGAUGAUUUGUGCUAAAAUACAGUGUUAUAUGUUCUAUUCUAUAUCAGUAAUUUAAACUUAAUUUGAAUGUAAUUUUUUAGAAGUUUACCCAAAAAAGGAAGGUCACAAACUCACAAUUGGAUGUCUAAAACAAACCGAUAUUUGAUAUAUAAAAUUGAUACCUCUGUAGUGUGUGUACUAAGUUAGGG